AACAUCACAGUUUUAAACUUACUGAUAAUAGUGACGACAGUAUUCACAUAUAUAUACUGUAUCUCCUGCAUUUCUAGUCGUGGCCAAUUUAAGGAACGCUUUUUCUCAUCUGUGAUAUCGAGAAUUUUGCAAAAAAAAAAAAUCGGAAAACAGGUGUAAUUUUGUGAAACAUUGAGGUGUAAUUUUGUGAAACAUUGAAAAGUAAUACCAAUAACUGUGUAACUUGUGAAUGGUUGAAUUAGUUUUAUUUAGUUCCAAUUUUGCCAACAGAAGGUUCUACAUAAAUCCGUCUUAGUAGUUGGAUCAAGAGCACAAAAAUAGGAUGUAAAACUCUAUUUAUUUUAAAUGCGCUGUAUAAAGUGAUUUUUAGUGAGGAAAAAUUAUAACUAUCAAGUUGCAUAUAAUAUUUUGAACUAAAGAUUUUUACAUAAAAAGUUAUUGUACCUAGAGUAUGUUCUUUGUGUAAACAAGAUAAAGUAACAAUGUCUAAGAUGUACAUUUAUACGUUUAUUUUACUGUCUUUGUCAGUGAUUCAAGGUUCAUCGGUUGUGAAAAGACAGGCUGCAGAUUUAGACCCAGACGCGUUUCUGAGUAAAUAUGGUUACCUUGACGACCUUCAACCGGGUGAUCACCAUGCUGAGGAGACCAGAUCCGAGGGAAUCAGAGAGUUUCAAAUAUUCAAUGGGCUGACUCCAACUGGUUUGAUGGAUCGAGAAACUUUCCUCAAAAUGCAGCAGCCUCGAUGUGGAUUACCUGACGUCAUCAAACCACGUGACCGUCUUAACGGAAACCGACUGCGAAGUCGCCAGCACGAUCCGACACAACCGUUACCAUUUUACGCUCCAGGAUAUAAAUGGGAUAAGAACGACCUGACAUAUAAAAUAGUUGGCUAUACUAGACAGCUAGGUGGCAGCACACAGAAGUUGGCUUUUAGAAAUGCUUUUGGAAAAUGGUCAGCGGAAACACCGUUAAAUUUUCGAGAAGUUUCUAGCGGGACUGCAGAUAUCGAGAUUGAUUUUGCUCGGUAUAGUCACGGGGAUGGAAAUGGUAACUCUUUCGAUGGACGAGGUGGAACAUUGGCUCAUGCUUUCUUCCCGGGGACACAACCAAUUAGUGGAGAUACCCAUUUCGACGAGGAUGAGGAAUGGACUAUGAAUCGAGACGCUGGGUCUAAUUUGGAAAUCGUGGCGGCUCAUGAGUUCGGGCAUGCUUUAGGUUUAGGUCAUUCCAAUAAUCCCAGAGCUCUGAUGGCUCCGUACUACCAAGGUUACGACCCUGAUUAUAAACUGGACUAUGAUGAUAAAAGAGGAAUACAGACUCUCUAUGGUACACCUAGACCUACCCGACGACCUAGACCACGCCCUACUCCUCGUCCCUCGGGUAGACAUUGCCGUGUGAAAUUUGAUGAUAUCACUGUUGCCCAUGACAGACAGACCUACGGUUUUAGAGGUUCUAAAAUCUAUAAACUAGAUGCCGGUGGGGUGGCGUCUGGAUUCCCCCAGCCUGCUAGAAGAGUAUUUGCCAGAGCUCCUAAAACUCCCUCCGCUGUAGUGUACGACAGAUCACAACGAAAACUGUAUAUGUUUAAAGGAAGCCGAUAUUGGAGGUAUACGGGGUACUCGUUAGAUAGGGGCUAUCCAAGGACAUUACCAUCCGCUUUCAGAAGGUUAAGAGCUGCCUUUCAAUACAGUGACGGUAGAAUUUACCUCUUUAAGUUCAAUACAUACACAAUAUGGACGGAGGGUAUGCGAACCGCUCCCCGGGGAUAUGAACGAUCGAUAACUCAAAAUUGGCGUGGCAUCAAACCUGGAAUGGAGGCGAUAUUCAGAGAUACGAAUGGAACUUUUUAUUUCUUUAAAGGGAAAAUAUAUUGGAAAUACGACGACGAUUUUGGUUACGCUGAACCCGGCUACCCUAAAAAGACGUCACAGGCUUGGCUAGGCUGUAGUCCACGCAUACCUCGAUAGCUGUGUGAUUAUAGAUUAUUAUUAUGUAGAGUGUAUUUAUUUCAAUAACACCCUUUGACACAUUAUCUGCAAAUGUCAUGCGAAUGAAUUAUUAUAGAUAAUAUAUAAGAUAACAUAUUAGAAACAUUUACAGAGCUUAUUAUAUACAUGAAAAUAAUAUUAUACGCGUCAUUUCAGCUAUAAAACAUUAAAGUACAUAAAACAAU
Molecule: messenger RNA, 2173 nt
Organism: Lottia gigantea (owl limpet)
Lineage: Eukaryota; Metazoa; Mollusca; Gastropoda; Lottiidae
Exons: 11
Coding region: 483-1967 (494 amino acids)
Biological process (GO): extracellular matrix organization; proteolysis; collagen catabolic process
Cellular component (GO): extracellular matrix
Molecular function (GO): zinc ion binding; metalloendopeptidase activity
Source: RefSeq, a predicted model, not a curated record